AUGGUUAAUUUUUAGCAGCCACGGUAACAAAUACUACUCUUAUUUUAUGGAAGUUUUUUGAUUAAUAUUCAAAGCAAUAAUUCUUAGACAUACGGAAUUAUGGGUAUAUGGACUUAAUUGAGUGAUGGAUUUUCUUAAGAAUAUUAAGUUAUAUAUAGUGGUGAGUAUCACAACGGCAAAAAGGUUGGGAGAUGGGAUAUUUUGGCUAAAAAAUUUGAAACAAUUUAGACCAAGCCAUUUAAAUAAAUGUAAAUUAUCCUAUUAACUUAAAAAAAAAUCAUUUUUAGUGGCGGUGGAUCAUAUGUUGAAGGAGAUGAGGAGAUUAAAAUUGGGGAAUGGAUUGAACUUGAUGAUGAUAUUGAUAAACACCUGGUUUUAUUUUGGAAAUGGGAAUAUAAGAAUGGUAAAAAAGUUGGUCAAUGGGCUUUUGGAUGGAUAUAUAAUGAUGAAUUUAUAGAGCUGUAAAUUAUCUUUUAUAACAAACAUAGUGAGGGUGGAUCAUAUCAUGAAGGAGGUGACAUUCAUAGCGGGGGCGGAUUGCAACAUGAAGAAGGCAUCGGAAUUAAGUUUUGGAAGUGGAUUGACUAAACCGAAAAUAUAUUUUUGUAAUCGCCAUCAAUCCUUUAUGAAGGUGAAUAUUCAAAUAGCAUAAAAAUUGGUGAGUGGGGCAUUUUCUAUUUGGAUGAUUCUAACAAAUUGCAAAGGAUGUAUAAAUUAAAAAUAAGAAUUUUAGUGGCGGUGGAUCAUAUGAUAAACAAAGUAAGGGUUUUAAGAUUGGAAGUUGGAUUGAGAUUAAUGAUGAAUGGAAUUAAAGGAAGUAAAUCACUCAGAUAGGUGAGUAUAAAAACGGGAGAAAAGUUGGUCAAUGGAUAGAGAUGAAUUUAAAGAAGAAUUAAAACCAUAAUAUAACAAAUUAUGAUAAUUGA
Paramecium octaurelia is the source of this 926-nucleotide messenger RNA. The record is from the annotation of a GenBank genome assembly. NCBI's taxonomy places the organism in Eukaryota, Ciliophora, Oligohymenophorea, Peniculida, Parameciidae.